UUUGCUGCCGAUGGAAAUUUGAGAGAUUAUUUAGUUCGCAAUAAAAUUAGUCGGAAAACAAAAUUAAAAAUGGCGAAAGGUAUAAAUGAAGGAUUGGAAUAUUUAUAUGCAAAAGGAAUAGUUCAUGAAAACUUA
Racocetra persica is the source of this 135-nucleotide messenger RNA. The record is from the annotation of a GenBank genome assembly. Lineage: Eukaryota; Fungi; Glomeromycota; Glomeromycetes; Diversisporales; Gigasporaceae.